AUGGACACGCCGCUCGAUGCCGACCCCUUCGGCCUGAUGGCGCUGCAACCCUGCACGGUUUUACUUCCGGGCGCACCACCGACUCCGCAGACACACAUCCCUCUGAGCGAGUCGCAAGCCGGUAACGAGGACUGGGCGAGCACAGCAACGGCGUUCACUGGCAACCGCGCCGCAGCCACAAAAUUGGACUCCGCCAACGCCGCCGCCCAUGACGACGAUAUGCAGGGUCUGCCAGGGUCCAGCGUGCAGCCACGAUCCGCCCGAAACGAUCGCGUGCAGCACUGGCUCGCCUCCACUGCUUCUGCAGGGCACGCCAUUCAGCACGAUGCCACGCAAGCUUUGACGGGCAGGGCUGCUAUCUCGCCACCACCAAGUUCCAGCGCCGCUCUGGACGCGUGGGUUGACAGGCGUCUCGGGCCUGACUUCGACGUCGAUACCGAAAGCGAGGCACCUGGGAAGCCGGCGAAGAUGGCUUCAUUCUAG
This is a messenger RNA of Kalmanozyma brasiliensis GHG001, 483 nucleotides long. RefSeq lists its product as uncharacterized. The transcript has a single exon. Lineage: Eukaryota; Fungi; Basidiomycota; Ustilaginomycetes; Ustilaginales. The record is from RefSeq and is a predicted model, not a curated record. Bases 1 to 483 code for a protein of 160 amino acids.